GAGCGCUUACAUUCGGGGCGUGGUUGCAGCUCGCGUCUGGUUGGCCGCCGACCCGCACAGUGCGCACCGUAUCGACCGGCCACGUCAGGAUUUGUCCGUUACGAAAAGUUCGUUAGACUCUCGUUGGCGACUGGUCCAUCUCAGACACCGGUGUGCACUCGAGGGAGCAUCUCCGUUUGCGGCAGUCAGAUUUAUAUUUCUCGUGACCGAGUUAAGAAACUUAAAUCAAUCAACAUGAGGGAGAUCGUCCACAUCCAGGCUGGCCAGUGCGGAAACCAGAUUGGUGCUAAGUUCUGGGAAAUCAUUUCUGAUGAGCAUGGCAUCGACCCCACCGGGGCGUAUCAUGGCGACUCCGACCUGCAGCUCGACCGCAUCAACGUGUACUACAAUGAGGCCUCAGGUGGCAAGUAUGUGCCCCGUGCCAUUCUUGUCGACUUGGAGCCUGGUACCAUGGAUUCCGUGAGGUCUGGACCUUUCGGCCAGAUCUUCAGGCCAGACAACUUCGUCUUCGGACAGAGCGGUGCUGGCAACAACUGGGCUAAAGGACACUACACUGAGGGCGCUGAGCUUGUUGACGCUGUCUUGGAUGUUGUUAGGAAAGAAGCUGAAGGCUGUGAUUGUCUUCAGGGCUUCCAACUCACCCACUCCCUUGGCGGUGGUACCGGCUCUGGCAUGGGCACCCUCCUCAUCUCCAAGAUCCGUGAAGAGUACCCCGACAGGAUCAUGAACACAUACUCCGUCGUCCCCUCACCCAAAGUUUCAGACACCGUCGUAGAACCCUACAAUGCCACCCUCUCGGUCCACCAACUUGUAGAAAAUACCGAUGAGACCUACUGUAUCGAUAACGAAGCUCUCUAUGAUAUCUGCUUUAGGACCUUGAAGCUUAGCACUCCUACCUAUGGUGAUCUUAACCAUCUUGUAUCUCUCACCAUGUCUGGUGUCACCACCUGCCUUAGGUUCCCUGGUCAGCUCAAUGCUGAUCUCCGUAAAUUAGCUGUCAACAUGGUUCCAUUCCCCCGUCUCCACUUCUUCAUGCCUGGCUUUGCCCCUCUCACUGCCAGAGGCAGCCAGCAGUACCGUGCCCUGACUGUUCCUGAGCUGACCCAGCAGAUGUUCGAUGCCAAGAACAUGAUGGCUGCCUGCGACCCACGACAUGGACGCUACCUCACCGUUGCUGCCAUCUUCCGUGGCCGCAUGUCCAUGAAGGAGGUCGACGAGCAGAUGCUGAACAUCCAGAACAAGAACAGCAGCUACUUCGUUGAAUGGAUCCCCAACAAUGUCAAGACUGCCGUGUGCGACAUUCCUCCUCGUGGUCUCAAAAUGUCCGCCACCUUCAUUGGUAACUCCACCGCCAUCCAGGAGCUGUUCAAGCGUAUCUCUGAGCAGUUCACCGCCAUGUUCAGGAGGAAGGCCUUCUUGCAUUGGUACACUGGUGAGGGCAUGGACGAAAUGGAGUUCACUGAGGCCGAGUCCAACAUGAACGACUUGGUUUCUGAAUACCAGCAAUACCAGGAGGCUACUGCCGAAGAAGAUGCCGAGUUUGAUGAGGAGCAGGAAGAGGUUGAGCAGGAUUAAGUUUGUUGUCUUGUCUCCACUGCUAUAUGCUCUGCCUAUGACAUCCUGCUGUGAUGCUGUAGUCACAGCAUAUCUCAGCUUUUUCUACUUCAGAUCUUUUGCUAUAAAUUUUCUAUUGUUUGCGGUGGUAUAACUUGGUUCUGUUGCUGCUGAUGUCAUGCUUGGCUGUCAACUGGUUUGUUCUAGUCUUGGCGUAAAGAUCAACUUUGUAAAAGCAUGCAACCUAGUUAUUUAUACAGCCUGUUUUGUACCUGCUGAUCUGACUCGUACCUGCCUUGAUUAAAACCCGGUUUAAUUUA
Thrips palmi is the source of this 1874-nucleotide messenger RNA. Its product is annotated as tubulin beta-1 chain-like. Gene Ontology annotation, molecular function: GTP binding; GTPase activity; structural constituent of cytoskeleton. The transcript is spliced from 4 exons. NCBI's taxonomy places the organism in Eukaryota, Metazoa, Arthropoda, Insecta, Thysanoptera, Thripidae. The record is from RefSeq and is a predicted model, not a curated record. The coding region runs from base 235 to 1575 and encodes 446 amino acids. Gene Ontology annotation, cellular component: microtubule; cytoplasm. Gene Ontology annotation, biological process: microtubule cytoskeleton organization; mitotic cell cycle.